This is a messenger RNA of Anarrhichthys ocellatus (wolf-eel), 4221 nucleotides long. RefSeq names its product splicing factor 3b, subunit 3 (gene sf3b3). The record is from RefSeq and is a predicted model, not a curated record. Gene Ontology annotation, molecular function: nucleic acid binding; protein binding. Bases 209 to 3862 code for a protein of 1217 amino acids. Gene Ontology annotation, cellular component: nucleus. The transcript is spliced from 27 exons. NCBI's taxonomy places the organism in Eukaryota, Metazoa, Chordata, Actinopteri, Perciformes, Anarhichadidae.
UAACAUGACGGCGUUUUAGCCAACGAAAGACCCCAAAACGGCGGCUCAUCGUUGGCUUCCAGAGUUUCAUGGAGAUUGUUUGUGUAAAUUAAGUCAUAUCCAUCUGAAAUCAGAAGCAUCUUAUCUAACACGCCGGUUUGAGCUGGGCUAAAAGUGCUCUAUUUGCAGCCCCUGAAGAACCUUGUGGGGAAGCCACAGAAAAGGAGCCAUGUUUCUGUACAACAUCACCCUUCAGCGUGCCACGGGCAUCACUCAUGCCAUCCAUGGAAACUUCUCAGGAACAAAAAUGCAGGAGAUCGUUGUUUCCAGGGGAAAGAUCUUGGAAUUAUUGCGGCCAGAUGCCAACACGGGAAAGGUGCACACUCUGCUCACAGUGGAGGUGUUUGGCAUCGUUCGGUCCCUGAUGGCCUUCAGACUCACUGGAGGAACCAAAGACUACAUUGUUGUUGGAAGCGACAGUGGUCGAAUUGUCAUCCUGGAAUAUCAUCCAUCCAAAAACAUGUUUGAGAAGAUCCACCAGGAAACGUUUGGGAAGAGCGGCUGCCGGCGCAUCGUGCCCGGACAGUUCCUGGCUGUCGACCCAAAAGGCAGAGCCGUGAUGAUAGGAGCGAUAGAGAAGCAGAAGCUGGUUUAUAUUCUGAACAGAGAUGCAGCUGCAAGGCUGACCAUCUCCUCUCCACUGGAAGCACACAAAGCGAACACACUGGUCUACCAUGUCGUAGGAGUCGACGUCGGCUUUGAGAAUCCCAUGUUUGCCUGCCUCGAGAUGGAUUAUGAGGAAGCUGACAAUGACCCGACGGGAGAAGCGGCUGCCAACACGCAACAGACGCUCACCUUUUACGAGCUGGACCUCGGCUUAAAUCACGUGGUCCGCAAGUACAGCGAGGCUCUGGAAGAGCAUGGAAAUUUCCUCAUCACUGUUCCUGGUGGUUCAGAUGGGCCCAGUGGAGUUCUGAUCUGCUCCGAAAACUACAUCACUUACAAGAACUUUGGAGACCAGCCUGACAUUCGCUGUCCCAUCCCGCGACGCAGGAAUGACCUGGAUGACCCGGAGCGUGGCAUGAUAUUUGUCUGCUCAGCAACCCACAAGACCAAAUCCAUGUUCUUCUUCCUGGCCCAAACUGAGCAGGGAGACAUCUUUAAGGUUACCCUGGAGACAGAUGAAGAAAUGGUCACAGAAAUCAGGCUGAAAUACUUCGACACGAUCCCCGUAGCAACAGCCAUGUGUGUCCUGAAGACCGGCUUCUUGUUCGUGUGUUCAGAAUUUGGAAACCACUACCUUUACCAGAUCGCUCACUUGGGUGACGAUGACGAGGAGCCCGAGUUCUCCUCUGCAAUGCCGUUGGAAGAAGGAGACACGUUCUUCUUCCAGCCCCGCCCCCUCAAGAACCUUGUGCUGGUGGAUGAACAGGAGAACUUGUCACCCAUCAUGUCCUGUCAGAUUGCUGAUUUGGCCAAUGAAGACACACCACAGUUGUACGUUGCCUGUGGUCGAGGACCCCGGUCUACUCUGAGGGUCCUUAGACAUGGACUUGAGGUGUCAGAGAUGGCUGUGUCUGAGCUGCCCGGUAACCCCAACGCUGUGUGGACAGUACGCAGACAUGUGGAAGAUGAGUUUGAUGCCUACAUCAUCGUGUCUUUCGUGAACGCCACUCUUGUUCUGUCCAUCGGAGAGACGGUAGAGGAAGUGACAGAUUCUGGAUUUCUGGGAACGACGCCUACUCUCUCCUGCUCACUGCUCGGUGAAGACGCGCUGGUGCAGGUGUACCCAGACGGAAUUCGCCAUAUCCGAGCAGACAAGCGUGUGAACGAGUGGAAGACUCCCGGCAAAAAAACCAUCGUCCGCUGCGCUGUGAACCAGCGGCAGGUUGUCAUCGCACUCACCGGAGGGGAGCUGGUCUACUUUGAGAUGGACCCGUCCGGUCAGCUGAAUGAGUACACGGAGCGGAAGGAGAUGUCUGCAGACGUGGUUUGUAUGAGCCUCGCAAACGUUCCACCCGGUGAGCAGCGUUCGCGGUUCCUGGCCGUGGGACUGGUCGACAACACCGUCCGCAUCAUCUCCCUGGACCCUUUGGACUGCCUCCAGCCGUUGAGUAUGCAGGCCCUGCCAGCCCAGCCAGAGAGUCUGUGUAUUGUUGAGAUGGGAGGGGUCGAGAAACAGGAUGAACUUGGAGAAAAGGGAACCAUUGGCUUCCUCUACCUCAACAUAGGGCUUCAGAACGGUGUGCUGCUGAGGACUGUGCUGGACCCAGUGACUGGUGACCUGUCAGACACCAGGACACGCUACCUGGGGUCACGACCUGUCAAACUCUUCAGAGUCAGGAUGCAGGGACAGGAAGCUGUGCUGGCAAUGUCCAGUCGCUCCUGGCUGAGCUACUCGUACCAGUCUCGCUUCCACCUGACCCCUCUGUCGUAUGAGACCCUGGAGUACGCCUCUGGCUUUGCCUCCGAGCAGUGCCCUGAAGGCAUAGUGGCCAUUUCCACCAACACGCUGAGAAUCUUGGCUUUGGAGAAAUUAGGCGCCGUCUUCAACCAGGUGGCCUUUCCUCUGCAGUACACUCCCAGGAAAUUUGUGAUCCACCCGGAGACCAACAACCUCAUUUUGAUCGAGACUGACCACAACGCCUACACCGAGGCAACCAAAGCCCAGAGAAAGCAACAAAUGGCUGAAGAGAUGGUGGAGGCUGCUGGGGAAGAUGAGAGAGAACUGGCUGCCGAGAUGGCCGCUGCCUUCCUCAACGAGAAUCUCCCAGAAGCCAUUUUCGGUGCACCCAAAGCUGGAGCUGGACAGUGGGCCUCGCUGGUGCGUCUCAUCAACCCCAUACAGGGUACAACACUGGACCUGGUGCAGCUGGAACAGAACGAAGCAGCUUUCAGCGUUGCUGUGUGUCGUUUCCCAAACAUAGGAGAUGAUUGGUAUGUUCUGGUGGGCGUUGCCAGAGACAUGAUUCUCAACCCCAGAUCAUCGAGCGGUGGCUUUAUCUACACCUAUCGGCUCAUCAGUGGAGGCGAGAAACUGGAGUUUGUGCACAAAACCCCGGUAGAGGACGUGCCUUUGGCCAUUGCUCCAUUCCAGGGACGAGUCCUGGUUGGAGUCGGGAAACUGCUGAGAAUCUACGACCUGGGCAAAAAGAAACUGCUCCGCAAGUGUGAAAACAAGCACGUUCCCAACCUGGUGACCAGCAUCCACACCAUCGGCCAGCGUGUCAUCGUGACUGACGUCCAGGAGAGCCUCUUCUGGGUUCGUUACAGACGCCACGAGAACCAGCUCAUCAUCUUCGCCGAUGACACAUACCCCCGCUGGGUGACCACGGCGUGUCUGCUCGACUACGACACCAUGGCCUCUGCCGACAAGUUUGGGAACAUCAGCAUUGUGCGUCUACCCCCCAACACCAGUGACGAUGUGGAUGAAGACCCCACAGGGAACAAAGCUUUAUGGGACCGAGGCCUCCUUAAUGGAGCAUCACAGAAGGCUGAGGUGAUCGUGAACUACCACGUUGGUGAGACCGUGUUAUCCCUCCAGAAAACCACUCUGAUCCCGGGAGGCUCGGAGUCCAUGGUCUACACCACUUUGUCUGGAGGCAUCGGCAUACUGGUCCCAUUCACCUCACAUGAGGACCAUGACUUCUUCCAGCAUUUAGAGAUGCACAUGCGCUCUGAGUUUCCUCCACUGUGCGGCAGAGACCAUCUCAGCUUCAGGUCCUACUACUUCCCCGUCAAGAAUGUGAUUGACGGAGAUCUCUGUGAGCAGUUCAACAGUAUGGACCCUCAUAAGCAGAAAAGUGUGGCAGAAGAGCUGGACAGAACGCCGCCCGAGGUCUCCAAGAAACUGGAGGACAUUCGCACUCGCUACGCCUUCUAAUAGUACACCUUCAUGCAGCUGGUGUGGACAGAGACGCACUCAUUAGGACCGUCACACACACACACACACACACACACACACACACACACACACACACACACACACACACACAAAUCCUUCUCUGCCACAGUGUGCCCUCUGUUCAGGACCUGGAUUGAUGGACAUGUAUGGAUUGUUAAAUGUUUGACUGUGGGCAGAUGCACACUGAAUAACAUGGAAACAUUGUAAUUCCCGCAUUGCGCUGUUAUGAUACAAUUGACAUGCGGCUCUUCUUCUUUGCCAACGCAAAUACUUGCAAUCGAGACUAAAACAUACACCCACAUAGCCGCGCCGCCAUCCCUCCACCUGCAUACUUGCUC